Pteropus alecto (black flying fox) is the source of this 4232-nucleotide messenger RNA. It is a transcript of the gene SLC37A1, whose product is annotated as solute carrier family 37 member 1. Gene Ontology annotation, biological process: glucose-6-phosphate transport; phosphate ion transmembrane transport. Lineage: Eukaryota; Metazoa; Chordata; Mammalia; Chiroptera; Pteropodidae. The coding region runs from base 2124 to 4016 and encodes 630 amino acids. The record is from RefSeq and is a predicted model, not a curated record. The transcript is spliced from 21 exons. Gene Ontology annotation, cellular component: endoplasmic reticulum membrane. Gene Ontology annotation, molecular function: glucose 6-phosphate:phosphate antiporter activity.
GAGGUGGAGGUAGGAGGGGCAGAGGGAAACUGGACAGACCUGAACUGGCCACAGCUUGGAGCUGCCCGGGGCCAGCUCCCUGCCUCAUUGUUCUGCUGAGAAGUGAGCCAGCCUCUUCCUCCGUGUCACAGGCUCAGGCGAGGACAUGCGAGGCUCCCUGUGACCUCAGAGGGCUCCACCAGGUCUCAGUGGAAUGAUGUUCAAGGCACUGCCCAGACUUUGGAGGCAGAGACCUCGUUACGCUGAGCUCCUAAUGUCCCGCAUGGGAGGGCAGUGUCUUUCGAGGUCUUAACCGCGCUUGCUGUGAGCUUUUACAGGCACCGGCUCUCACUCAUUUAAACCAACCCUUUUCUCCGAAGUCACCAUCGCAGAAUUGUUUCUUGAAGGAUAUUUAGGCCUAAACAGAAGCCCACUCAUUUUGAGCAGAAUUUUAGUAACAUUUUCUAAAUCUAGAGAUUUGAACAAAAACAGUUGGGAAAAACUGUGGACGUGUGUUCAACAGGUCUCGUGGGCGCUUGCUCUGUGCUGGGUUGUGACCCAGGUAACGGGAACGGGGCAGUCCCCCGCAGUCCCGUCCUCUCCCAAGCUCACUGUGAGAAUGACGCCAGCUGCUACUCACUGAACGUCUGCCCCAUGCCAGGCUGGUGCUCAUCCCUGCGUCUUAGCUGGGGAAGGUGAGGGAGCCCAAGGUCAGCCAUGGGGCCAGGUGACACUCCAGGUAGAACGAGUAGCUGAGACAUAACGCGAUCGGUAAGGCCCCUGGGAGCAGAGGUGGGUCCUGGCUGGAGCAGAGGGCCCUCCACUCCCUCCCUGGGGGGAGAUGGAGGGGUGGAGGGCGGGGGGUGAAAGCAGGGCAAGGAUUUUUAUUUAUCUUUUCUAAAAAUCGUGUAAAGGAAAAUCAUUGAAAAGGGUGUGUUUCAUUGAGCGCUCGCUCUGUGGGGAGGGCAGUAGCGGACGUGGGGACGUGUCCUCCCUGGGUGGACUCAGGCCUGUGCCGUGCAGGUAAGUCCUCCAGAUUGGCACUGCUCGCCAGGGCGUGUCUGUUACCCCAGGAAGUUGUUCGAAGGCAUUAAAUAAAUGUCAGCUUUUUUGAAUCGGAUUAAUAUUUAUUCAAAAGUACCUUUAAAAAAAAUUAUAACCUAUGAAUCUUCAAUAAGUUUAAAACAACAAUCCGUGCUGCUGGGUGUACUGGGAAUCGUGUGUUUAACACAUUGGUCCAAAAGAUUCCUCAUUGCAAACGUAGAAGAAAAACUGAAAAAUAAGACAAGCCCCAAGGUGGCCUUGGGACAGGAGACCAGGCCCACCUGGCGUGCCCGGCCCCGUCCAGCCCACUCCUCCCUCCUCCGCUCUCUGCCUGUGGCCCUAACUUCAGGAUGGGGUCCCUUCCCAUGGCCUCUGAGGAACGAAGAGGCAGGUAGGAGGCGCAGUUCGUCCCCGUAGCGCUAGGCGCAUUUCGAGUCAGUUGGGAAGCCACAGAGAGAUGAGUGGCGUGGGGCCUGCCGUGCCGUCUGGUCCGGGCCCACGUUCCUCUCAGUUCUCGCGGCCCUAACGCGGCCUGGGCCGGGGUGGGUGCACCGGACAGUCGGGCUCCCUGGCGGCUCUGGCAGUGACCGCGGGCGGAGCCGCCUCGCGUGAAUGUUCGUGAAUGCCAACAUUCGUUCUGUGGGGCGCUGCGGUUUAGGGUGUCUGGGCUGGUCUGUGGGAGCCUUCCAGAGGGAGACAGCUCGGGGGCUUGAGAACAUCGUGUGAAAUGCAUGUUCCUGAUCACUGACCAGGCGCCCCCAGGGCAGACACUCUCCCGCCACCUGGUGGCCCUCGCGGUGGCUGCGCCCUGUCCCUGGCAGGCCAGCUGUGAGCUGGGCUGGGUGACAACCACAAAGGGUUCCCUCUGCCGAGGACUCCAUGGCGCCAUUGUCAGAACACCUGACGUUUCAACUCCUCCUCCUCCUCUUAGAGACCUGAGCCUCGCCGGAAGGAAGAGGGGACAGGAGACGCAGCAGGCCAUCGCUCCUCACUCUCUCGCUGUGCAGAGCAGGGGCCAGGGAGCCCCCCGGAGCCGGGAGCGAUAACCUCUGCACGAGGCGUCGGACUCGAGACCGGGGCUCUCGGCGCUCAGUGCGUAAAUGGCUCGGCUCCCCGCCGGCAUCCGCUUCCUCGUCUCCUUCUCCAGGGACCAGUGGUAUAAAGCCUUCAUUUUUAUUUUGACGUUUUUGCUGUAUGCGAGUUUCCACUUAUCCCGAAAGCCUAUCAGCAUAGUCAAGGGCGCGCUCCAUCGGUACUGUGCGGCCGUGAACGACGACGAGGUCAGAUUCGACGGCCAGAGCCAAAAAGCCAGUGACAGUCCCCCACACCAGCUCCCGGACAAUGAGACGGACUGCGGCUGGGCCCCGUUUGGUCAGGACAACUACCAGCAGCUGCUCGGGGCCCUGGAUUACUCCUUCCUGUGCGCGUACGCCGUCGGCAUGUACCUCAGUGGCAUAAUAGGGGAGCGUCUGCCAAUUAGGUAUUACCUAACUUUUGGGAUGCUGGCCAGCGGCGCCUUCACUGCCCUGUUUGGGUUAGGGUAUUUCUACGAUAUCCACAGUUUCGGAUUCUACGUGGUAACUCAGGUCGUCAACGGACUGGUGCAGACCACCGGCUGGCCCAGCGUCGUCACCUGCCUCGGCAACUGGUUCGGGAAAGGCAGCUUGCAGCUGGCGUCCUUCGAGUGCCGGCCUCGUCACCCGGGAAGCCGGGGCACCUGCAGCUCCUGCGUCUCUGCUGUCGCCACGGUCAGCCUUGAACUUGAACGCGGGCUCCCAGGCGGCCUGCAGGGGGGAUUCAGACACCGCAGGCACUUAAACCGGUUCACCAGAAGCUGUAAGGUCCGGGAUCUGGGCGCUGGGGGCGGCCGAAGCCGUUCGGCAGGCGCCCCCCUGGAUCUGGGCGGAGAUCCGAAGGACGUCGCCUGCUCCUCCACGCCGGUGGCGUCACCAGCCUGGUCCUGUCUGUGCAGUGUCCGUGGGGAACAGAGUGGAUGUGGCGCCACCUCGCAUGGGGGCAGUUUGGGAAUGGGGCGAAUCACUGCAGUCUGGGGGAGGGACUUCCUCCCGGAGGGUGACCGGAGGCUGGGAACCGGCCAUGCCCGGAGGAGCGGGGACAUCCUGGCCUCGCCCUGGGCGGACGUCACCGUGUGGCUGCGGAACGGGGUGAAGCAUUCGAAAAGCUGUGAGAACGGGGUGCACAGGUUCAGGCUGCAGAAGCAAGCCUCGCCCGCCCAGGACCCAGAGGUGCAGUGCUUGCUGCUGGCGGACGGGAAGCAUUCUGCCCAUCAGAGCCACGUCGUCAUCCUCCCCGGCAACGGCGGGAGUGGCAUGGCCGCCAUCAGCUUCGUCGGGGCCUUGAAAAUUCCCGGCGUGAUCGAGUUCUCUCUGUGUCUGCUCUUCGCGAAGCUGGUCAGCUACACUUUCCUCUUCUGGCUCCCUCUCUACAUCACAAACGUGGAUCACCUGGAUGUCAAGAAGGCCGGGGAGCUGUCCACCUUGUUCGACGUGGGCGGGAUCUUCGGCGGGAUCCUGGCAGGAGUCAUCUCAGACCGGCUGAAGAAGAGGGCCUCCACCUGUGGCCUGAUGCUGCUGCUCGCAGCCCCGACGCUGUACGUGUUCUCCGCCGUCAGCAGAAUGGGCCUGGAAGCCACCGUCGCCAUGCUGCUCCUCAGUGGGGCCCUGGUCAGCGGGCCAUACGCGCUCAUCACCACCGCCGUCUCCGCCGACCUGGGCACGCACAAAAGUCUGAAAGGGAAUGCGCACGCCCUCGCCACGGUGACGGCCAUCAUCGACGGGACGGGGUCCGUAGGAGCGGCCCUGGGCCCCCUGCUGGCCGGGCUCCUGUCGCCGUCGGGGUGGACCAACGUGUUCUACAUGCUGAUGUUCGCAGACGCCUGUGCCUUACUGUUCCUGAUCCGUCUCAUACACAAGGAGCUGAGCUGCCCGGGGUCGGCGACGACGGGCGACCAGGUUCUGUUUAAGGAACACUGACCCCUCGGGUCCUGCAGAGGGGGCCACAUCCGUCCUUCACAAACUGUCUCUCAAGGAAAAGUUCAGAUAAAGGAUCCUGCGUCGAAUGAUUUGCUCUCGCCUUUUGCACAUGCUCCCGGAAAAGACACAGAAGCCACCUUGAGAGUUCCCGGUCUUUCAGGCGGCCGGGAACUCGGGGCAGCGGGCAGCUGGCGGGCGCCGGGGACGCUGCGAGGC